Messenger RNA from Raphanus sativus (radish), 765 nucleotides. RefSeq lists its product as uncharacterized. Bases 177 to 575 code for a protein of 132 amino acids. The record is from RefSeq and is a predicted model, not a curated record. Lineage: Eukaryota; Viridiplantae; Streptophyta; Magnoliopsida; Brassicales; Brassicaceae. Gene Ontology annotation, cellular component: precatalytic spliceosome; small-subunit processome; box C/D methylation guide snoRNP complex. The transcript is spliced from 4 exons. Gene Ontology annotation, molecular function: RNA binding. Gene Ontology annotation, biological process: maturation of SSU-rRNA; mRNA splicing, via spliceosome; ribosome biogenesis.
GCAGAAACAAAGGAUUGAAAACUAAAUGGGCCUAAUUAUAUUAUCCAGGCCCAUUAUAAGAGGUUUACAUAUAAGUAACAUAGCUUAGCUUACCUUCAUUCAAAAUAAUUCAAGCCGAGAAACUCGUCCCCUUAAAACCCCAAGACUUCUCUGUGACCUAGCUUCCAGGUCAAGUUAUGACAGAGACAGGAGAAGUUGCUGUGAACCCGAGAGCAUAUCCUAUCGCAGAUUCUCAGUUAUCGUUAACGAUUCUGGAUCUAGUUCAACAAGCCGCUUUCCAUCAACAACUCAAGAAGGGUGCUAAUGAAGCUACGAAGGCACUUAAUCGUGGGAUCGCUGAGAUUGUGGUCAUGGCUAUAGAUGUUGAUCCCCUGGAUAUUCUUCUUCAUCUUCCUUUAAUAGCUGAGGAUAAGAAUGUUCCGUAUGUGUUUGUGCGUUCAAAGCAAGCCUUGGGAAGAGCAUGUGGUGUAUCAAGAUCUGUUAUUGCUUGUUCUAUCACAUCAAAUGAUGAUGGUGGUCUGUUGGAAAAACAAAUCGAGCAUCUCAAGGAUACUAUUGAGAAGCUUCUCAUCUAAAAAUAAAAACCUCGAAUUGACUGCUCGGUAUGAUGAGUCUCCCCUUACGGUAAGGCUUUGACUGAAGUUUUGUGUAAGCAAAUACCAAAUCAAAAACCGUCCAUAUUUCUCUCUUAUUUUUUACUUUUUGCUGUAAAGUAUGACAUGACAUUGAUAAUUGACACAUUUAUCUAAAUUUCUGUUUCUUCAA